Manis pentadactyla (Chinese pangolin) is the source of this 3834-nucleotide messenger RNA. Its product is annotated as bromodomain adjacent to zinc finger domain protein 2B-like. Lineage: Eukaryota; Metazoa; Chordata; Mammalia; Pholidota; Manidae. Bases 325 to 3783 code for a protein of 1152 amino acids. The record is from RefSeq and is a predicted model, not a curated record. The transcript is spliced from 24 exons.
CGGCCGGACUUCAGAGACCUCGGCUGAGAAGCGGCUCCCGCUUCCGCGGAUCUGCGGUGGAGGGUCCCGAGCGGGCCCCGCUUCAGGGGUGAAGACGACAGCGACGGCCCUGCGGGCUGGAAGGACCCAGGAGGCUGGGCUGCAACUUUGGGAUGCCUUGGGAGCCCAGUCCACCAGGAGGAAAAUGCGUCCUGUGUUGGGGUCCUGACACCUGCAGAUGGGGCUUUGCCAUGAUUUCUUCUGGAUGUUUCUGUAAGGAGAUUGUUUCUGUAGAGAAAUGCCACUUCAGCAUCAUAUACACAGUCAUAAAAUUCAUAUCAAGAAAUGGGACCAGCCAGUCUUCCCUGGAACCUGAGGCAAAGAGGAAAAAGUCACACCCUAGGAAUGCAGUGGUGUCCUUUGAAAGAAGAGGAUGCCAUUCCCCGUGUGAGGGCAAUGGAAGCUCAUGGGGGACGACCACCGGAUCCAGAGGGAGAGCGACCAGGAGAGGAUACCAGCGUGAGACAGCGGAGCGGUCGGCCUCCUGAUGUUGGCGGUGCUGAAUGUGUAGAUAACACAGAUGGCAAAUUGCUAAGACAACUGCAAGCUCAAGAAAAAGCCCAACAAGCAGCACAAAUAAAGCUUUUGAGAAAACUCCAAAAGCAGGAACAGGCUCACAUUGCCAAAGAAGCUAAAAAACAACAAGCAAUAAUGGCUGCUGAGGAGAAGCGACAGCAAAAAGAGCAGAUAAAGAUUAUGAAACAACAGAGAAUUAAGAGAAUACAACAAAUGAGAAUGGAAAAAGGUCUUCGAGCCCAGCAAAUUCUGGAGGCUAAGAGGAUAAAGAAGGAAGAAGCUGCAAAAGCCAAAUUAUUGGAGGCUGAGAAACGAAAACAGGAAAAAGAACGGUCGAAGCAAGAAAAACGUGAUGAGAAACGAUUAAAGAAAGAGCUUAAACUAGAGCAACGAAGAUUAGAAUUAGAAAUUGCAAAAGAACUAAAGAAGCCUAAUGAAGACAUGUGCUUAGCAGACCAAAAGCCUUUGCCAGAGUUGCCUCGUAUUCCAGGACUUGUCCUCUCUGGAAGUACAUUUUCAAACUGUCUCAUUGUGGUGCAGUUCUUACGAGUCUUCGGUAAAGCUUUAGGCUUUAAUGGGAAUACUGAUGUUCCAGACCUGAGUAUUCUUCAAGAGGGAUUGCUGAAUCUAGGGGACAGCAUGGCUGAGGUACAAGACCUGCUUGUGAGGCUCCUGUCAGCUGCUGUGUGUGAUCCAGGUCUAAUUACAGGAUACAAGGCCGAAACAGCUCUUGGAGAACAUUUGCUGAAUGUUGGUAUGAAUCGAGACAAUGUUUCCGAGAUCUUGCAGAUCUUUAUGGAGGCCCGUUGUGGACAGACUGAGCUCACCGAAAGCCUGAGGACCAAGGCUUUCCAGGCCCACACUCCGGCCCAGAAAGCCUCGGCGCUGGCCUUCCUGAUCAGUGAGCUGGCGUGCAGCAGGAGGGUGGUGAGUGAAAUUGACAAGAACACUGAUUAUAUGUCAAACUUGAGGAGAGAUAAAUGGAUGGUAGAAGGUAAACUCAGCAAGCUCCGAAUCAUUUAUGCUAAGAAAGCAGGCAAGAGAGACACUUCAGGUGGCAUCGAUCUUGGAGAAGAGCAGCACGCGUCGGCCACCCCCACAGCAGGAUACAAGCGAAGAAGGAAGGGCGGCGACAGUGACGCUGAUGGCAACGAGGAGGAGGAGGAGGAGGAGGAAGACAAGGAAGACAGAAAAGGAAAGAAAACUGAUGUCUGUGAAGAUGAGGAUGAAGGUGACCAAGCAGCAAGUGUUGAAGAGCUAGAAAGACAGAUUGAAAAGCUGAGUAAACAACAGAGUCAGUACAGAAGGGAGCUCUUCGAUGCGUCUCACUCUUUACGUUCAGUGAUGUUUGGCCAGGAUCGUUACAGACGUCGGUAUUGGAUUUUUCCCCAGUGUGGGGGGAUUUUUGUAGAAGGCAUGGAGAGCGCUGCAGGGCUGAAAGAAAUUGCAAAAGAAAGAAAAAAACGAAAAAAAGCAGAAAGCAUCCAGACCAAAGAAAUAUUUGAUACUUCUGACGACACUUUAAAUUGUUCAAAUCCGGAUCAUUGUGAGCAAAAGGAAGAUCCUAACGAAAAAGAUAACACAAAUCUAAUUCUUCAGAAUCCUGGCUCUUUUUCCAAACUAAGCAAGCUUUUAGAAGUAGCUAAGGUGCCUCCUGAGUCAGAUGUAACGACCCCCAAACCAAAGAGCGGUGCAGAUGGGUGCGCACUGCCUCACCAGAACCGUGGGAGACACUCACCGGGCAGCAUGCAGCCAACGGUGACACAGAACAGCGUGGAAGGGACAGACUCGAAUCUGGUCAGUACCGGUUCAGGUGGUGCAGGCAAGGUCUACAGUCCUCUCCCCAGGGACCAGUUGUUACUGCCAAGAACACCUUGGGAGGACGCUUCCCUUACCCAAGCCGAUGCGCCAGCUGCUUCUUCACCAACUCCUCGGGCCCAGCCGCCCUCUAAGUCACCUGCAGCUCUUGAAGUAGCCAAACCAGUAGAUUAUCCUAGUCCAAAGCCUAUUCCAGAAGAAAUGCAGUUUGGCUGGUGGAGAAUUACUGACCCAGAGCAUUUAAAAGCUUUGCUCAAAGUGCUACAUCCCAGAGGCAUAAGAGAAAAGGCAUUACAAAAACAAAUUCAGAAACACCUGGAUUACAUCACUCAAGCCUGCAUCGAGAAUAAAGAUGUUACCAUUAUUGAAUUAAAUGAAAAUGAAGAAAACCCGGUAACUCGAGAUAUUGUGGAGAAGUGGUCAGUAGAAGAACAAGCAAUGGAAGUGGAUUUGAGGAUUCUUCAACAGGUAGAAGAUCUGGAAAGGAGAGUCGCAUCAGCAAGUUUGCAAGUAAAGGAAAAUCUGCAAGAAUCUAGUCCUGAUUCUGUAGAAAGCCGAAUUACUCUACUAGCUCCUGGUUGGAUGUGUCCAGAACCGGCAUCAGAAAGGGAGGACUUGGUCUAUUUUGAACAUAAGUCAUUUUCUAACUUGUGCAAGGAGCACGAUGGAGAAUUUACUGACGCAGAAGAAAGCAGUGCACAUGCACUAGAGCGGAAGAGCGACAACCCCCUAGAUAUAGCUGUAAGCAGGCUGUCUGAGUUGGAGCGAAACAUUGAAAGGAGGUAUCUGAAGAGCCCCUUAAGUACCACCAUUCAGAUCAAACUGGAUAAUGUGGGCACAGUUACUGGCCCUGCUCCUGCACCAUCCACUAGUGGUGAUGAUGACGGAAUUGAAGAGGAUAUUGUUCCCGGUCUCAGGGUGUGGCGAUGGGCAUUAUCAGAAGCUCGCAGUGCUGCCCAGGUGGCUCUGUGCAUUCAGCAGUUACAGAAAUCCAUAGCAUGGGAAAAAUCCAUUAUGAAAGCUGCAAGUUCACUGAAAAGGGGCCGCAAAAACAGAAAAAGGAAAAUAGAGGAAAACACCUGCGGUACUGGAGUAAAACAAGAACGCUGUACUCGUGGAAAGAAACUGAAACAGGACAACUCUGACCCGACUCUUGGCAGCCUUACUAAAAUGCAAACUCGUCUCAAUAAAGACAUGAAAAAAAGAAAAAUAGAAGAAAACACCUUCACUAACUUACCAAACCAGGAAAGCUUUCAUUCUGUAAAGAAAAGGAAGCAAGACCACUCUGACCUGACUCUUUCCAGUCAUGAAGAUGCACGGCCUUUUGUAGAACUGCCGGAGUGCAGCACACGGAGUCGUCUGCGUUUCCGCCUCAGGGAUGGAAGACACGUUUUUAUUAAAAGUGCGUAAGCAGCUUUAUAAUAACAUGUCUGGUAUCUGCGGGUCUCAUCAACAAGAAAU